Saccostrea cuccullata (small rock oyster) is the source of this 2825-nucleotide messenger RNA. RefSeq lists its product as uncharacterized. The record is from RefSeq and is a predicted model, not a curated record. Bases 1 to 2472 code for a protein of 823 amino acids. Lineage: Eukaryota; Metazoa; Mollusca; Bivalvia; Ostreida; Ostreidae. Gene Ontology annotation, molecular function: ATP hydrolysis activity; protein binding; ADP binding. The transcript has 8 exons.
AUGGCCACGUUUAUUGGUCGGAGAUCAGAACUGCAAAAAUUAGCAGAGAAACUUACACGAUAUGAUAUAAUUGUCAUACAUGGAUUAAAAGGCAUUGGAAAGACAUCCUUAGCGAGGGAAUAUUGUAAAGGCGCUAACAGACCAUAUCUAUGGAUAGACCUCCGGAAUAUAACCAACUCUGAGGAAGUUCUUUAUUCGUUAGCGAGACACUGCUUACAGGAGGAAGUUAUAGCGGAUGACACAAGGGCUUUGCUUUCUGCCUUAUGCGAAAAUAUUGUUAGAAGGAAACAUUGCAUAAUUGUUUUUGACAAUGCUGAGGACGUUUUCAAAGACGAGGAUAAUCUCAGUGUGGAAAUUCUACUUUCGCUUUCACAACUGAAAAACACAAAAAUAAUAGUGACAUCAACCAUCAGAGUUUCAUCUGAAAAGGUUCAGUUGGAUGAAUUGCUACUGAAAGAACUUUCUUAUGAGGAUUCGUUUGACCUUCUGAAAACCAUAUGCCCCUCUCUGAAAGACACAGAUAAAAUAUCAAAGAUCGUAGAGUUGUGUGAGGGGCUUCCUCUUGCACUGCUCCUGGCUGGCGGAGAAGUAGAAGAUGACAGCAAUUUACUUGACGCGGAAGAUGUUAUUUAUUUUCUUAGUCACCAAAGGAUAAGAAUAUUGAGUUCAGAAUUCUAUACACAAGAUGAACAAAUUGACUCGAUUUAUAAAGGCUUCCUGGACAGACUUCCCAAACUCCUAGGAGAAAAUUUAGCAAAUGUGAAUUACAUUCCAGGCACAUUUGAUUUAAAGGAAGCGUUAGAUAUUUUAGGUCCUGGUGAAGAAGAUUCACAAGAAACAAUACAGAUAUUUUUGCAUCGACAUUUGAUUUCAAAACAAACGGAAGAGAGAUUUGAUAUUCAUGGAAUACUGAGGCAGUGCAUUACUGAAUAUUUAAAGAUCAAAGAUAUAAAAGGUGUUCGGUCGAGAUUCUGCAAGACAUUUUCCGAUAUUCUGAAGGAAAUAGAACAGAAGACUUACACUAAAGACUACGCUGACGCUCUGUGCAGGUUGAAUGUAGAGCAUCGGAACUUCGGGAAACUGUUUUCUGACGUCAUUUACUGCACUGAGGAUACGUAUCACGUGUUUAUAGACUUAGCAGCAACGACAAUAGGUGGCGGAUCGAUUAUGUUCAGAUCCAUGGCAACAUACAAUGUUGGUGUAGAGUUUUAUGAGAAAUGCUUGCAGAAAGCACAGGAAUUCAGACAGGAAUUGGAUGAGGCAAAAGUACUCACUGGAUAUGGACGAGUAUUAACAAACAUCAAGGGAGAUUGUGUGAAAGCUGAAGAGAAAUUUCAAAAAGCAAUGGCAAUUCGUAGACAACAUCCAGACAAAAGAGAUUAUUUCUUGGCCCUUCUUUGUCAAAGCUAUGGCUGGAAUCUAGGUUCACAGGGAAAGUUUGUUGAUGCCAUAAGAAUUCUAGAAGAAGCUUUCCAAGUGGAACGGGAACUUAAGAUGUAUUACGAAAAUCUCAUUCUUCAAACUAUGCAAUCUCUUGCUAUAUUUCUAAAUAUGUCUGAUAACAUUGAAAAAGGCGAACCUUUUCAGCAAGAGGUGUUAAAACGAAGACGUCAUGUUAUUGGAACCGAUAACCAUCCCAUCAUUGGGUCAAUCAUGAACAAUAUGGGUGUAAUGUAUGAAAGAAAGAAAGAUUUUCGUAAGGCUGCUGAAUAUUAUCGAAACGGACUUAAGAUCAAAGAAGAAACAAAUGCGCCACUAAAGGCAAUUAUAAUAUCUGAAACAAAUGUAGCCCGGAGUUUACUAGAAAGUGGACAGGCCGAGGAAGCAAUUAUUCUGCUGGAGAAUAGUUUCAAGCGUCUCGAUGAUUUUCCAUCUCUUUUUAGCGAUGCAAAAUCUUUGCUUUGGGAAGCAAUGGGCAACGCAUUUAUUAAGUUGAACAAUUUUGAGGAGGCAGCGGAGUCUUUCAAGAAAGCAAUAGAAUAUCGAUCUCACAGUUCUGCCAUGGAUCAUUCUAUUUUAGGUUUGGUAUGUUUGUAUGCCAAAAGUCUACUGGCGUUGGCUGAAUAUGAGAAAGCUAUAAAGGAAAUAAAGAAAGGUCUUUGUUUAUGUGACUUAAUCAUUAAAAAUAACCCAACGAAUCCUACUAUCAUUCUAACAUAUGAGAAGUUAAUGGAAGCGCAAUUUGCUUUAAAGAGGAGAAAGGACUUGGAGAAAACCUAUGAAGGUGGAAUAGCCGAAUUCUAUCGGUUGAUUAAAGUGUACGAGAAUUUGAAGAACUUCAAUAAAAGGCAGGAUGUGUUGGACCAUCUUCGGAAGUUCAAAGCAAGAUAUGCUGAAAUGCUUGCACAGUUAAAUGGUGAAAUACCCGUUGAAGGCUGCACUAAUAAUAUAGUAACUGUUGUAUCAUUUUGUACGCUGAGAGUUAUUUGUGUGGUGUUUCUGUAUGUGUGCAUGAAAAUUAAAGAACAAUAACUCUAAAUCUGUUUAAAGAGAUAUUUGAUUACAUUUACAAAAAUGUCCAGCAUUAUUUUCAGAUUUGUAAUAAUUAUCUUUAUGUGCUUUUGACUGAGGGUGUACAAAUGAUUCAAUUAGAAGGACUUGUCAACAUGUAUCAUGAUAGUGGAAUCGAAGGCUGCACUAAGGACCAACAUUUUUACCCUUUUGGCUCUGAAUAAGCGGACGUUCUUACAUCUCUCCAAGGGGUAGACAUAUAUGUUACGAUAUGAAUUUGAAUGCAGUGAUAUUGCAGAAACCAUGAUUAUAAUAAUACUUACGCCAUAUUUAAAUUGCCAAUAAAGCUUGGAACUUUGACCAGUGCGUACAGU